Molecule: messenger RNA, 4504 nt
Organism: Capra hircus (goat)
Lineage: Eukaryota; Metazoa; Chordata; Mammalia; Artiodactyla; Bovidae
Gene: ZKSCAN5
Product: zinc finger with KRAB and SCAN domains 5
Exons: 8
Coding region: 1556-3295 (579 amino acids)
Biological process (GO): regulation of DNA-templated transcription
Source: RefSeq, a predicted model, not a curated record
GCACUUUCCUCCUGUGGCGAGGCAAGGACCUCCGGGAUUCCUAGAGAGGACUCGGAAGUGCUCUCGUGGGGGCCGGGGGUGGGAUUUCUGGCUCUACCCCGGCGGUCAGGAAAGCUUGGACAUGCUUACUUCCGGCGAGGGAGUGUUGCGAAGUGUCGGCUUCGGCUUUUCUCUCCGCUUGUAAGAAGAAACCGGUCUUUCCCCACCCUUGGCUGCGGGAGCUUGGUCUUCUAGGAGAGCUCCCAGAGACGGGGGCCUUGAGCAAAAGAAAUGGCCUUUGUGUCUAGUCGAGAGUCCUGUCUCUAACCUUGACCAGUCUGGUUUCUGUGGCUCGGGGUCAGGGGCGAUGGUGCGCAAUCCAGGUAAACCCUGGUUCUCUUCGGGACCCUUGAAAUCUCCCGUUGGUCAACCAAGCUCUUUUGGCUUGAGGGACAAGACCAACUUUGACCACUGUAACGUUUUUGACCUCUGUUCCGACUCAAGUUUGGCUUGUGGUAGAGAGAAGGAGCGGCUGCGUCUGGACUAGUUAUAGGUUGCAUAGUAAUGAAGGUGUCCUUCAGAAGAUCUGAGAGAGCAGAGAAACGGAUUCGAUCAGUGUAACCCAGCUUACCUGGAGCGAGAUCCCGCUGAGUUGGAAUGAUAAUGACAGGAUCUGGGGAAGUUAUAGACCUAGACCCUCCCUCGGAGACUUCACCAGAGCAAGAAGACCUUCUGAUAGUGAAGGUGGAAGAAGAAGAUUGCACCUGGAUGCAGGAGUACAGUCCGCCGGCGUUCGAGACUUUUUACCAGCGCUUCAAGCACUUCCAGUACCACGAGGCGUCAGGCCCCCGGGAGGCCCUCAGCCAGCUCCGGGUGCUCUGCUGUGAGUGGCUGCGGCCAGAGCUACACACCAAGGAGCAGAUCCUGGAGCUCCUGGUGCUCGAGCAGUUCCUGACCAUCCUGCCUGAAGAGUUCCAGACCUGGGUGAGAGAGCAUCACCCGGAAAGCGGAGAGGAGGCUGUGGCCGUGGUAGAAAAUAUACAAAGAGAACUAGAGGAACGUCAGCAACAGGUCCACUGUGGAGAUUUCCUGCCACUCCAGCAAAGAGAAGCAGUAUCCAUGUGUUAAUCUGGAGAAGAGAGUCUGCGAUUUUGUUUGUUUUAAAUUACCCUGUUUGUUUUUUGAGUGACAUGAUACAAAAUUCAAAAAGUGCAUAAGGUUGUAAUGAAAAAUUGUGGCGUGUCCUGAAGGGCUUCCUCCGAAGAGCGUGCCACCUGGAGCCAGGCCUGAGUCCUUCAGUCACCAGCUUCUGCCUGUGGAUCCCCAGGCUGAACAUGAGCCACAGAGGCCUCAUCUUCUGGAGGAAGACGCGCUUCCUGCUCUCCAAGUUUCCUCCCUUCCCCUGAAGGACAGCCAGGAGCUGACAGCCUCGCUCCUCUCCACUGGGUCCCAGAAGUUGGUGAAAAUUGAAGAUGUGGCGGACGUGGCUGUGUCCUUCAUCCUGGAAGAAUGGGGACAUUUGGACCAGUCCCAGAAGUCCGUCUAUAGGGAUGACCGGAAGGAGAAUUACGGGAGUAUGACUUCCAUGGAUUAUGAGUCCAGAAAUGACAACGUGGAACUCACAGUAAAGCAGAUUUCUGAUGAAGCUGAAUCAUCCUGGAUGACUUCAGGAGGCCCUGAAAGAAUUGUUCCCCUGAGUCAAGAGUUUGGAGAAGUAAGCGACCUUCACAGCAUGGUAGAAAGGUGGCAGGUCCACCCACCAGUGGGGAGAUCAAGGCAAACCCCUCCCCAGAAGAGAGAGCUCAGGGCCAUCACCGACGUGACCCGGAAGCCACCCACCAGCGGCGAGAGGGGGCACAGGUGUAAUGACUGUGGGAAGUUCUUCCUGCAGGCUUCCAACUUCAUCCAGCACCGGCGAAUCCAUACGGGCGAGAAGCCCUUCAAAUGUGGCGAGUGCGGGAAGAGCUACAACCAGCGUGUGCACCUCACCCAGCACCAGCGUGUCCACACCGGCGAGAAGCCCUACACGUGCCAGGUGUGCGGCAAGGCCUUCCGUGUCAGCUCCCACCUGGUCCAGCAUCACAGCGUGCACAGCGGCGAGCGGCCCUACGGCUGCCCUGAGUGCGGGAAGAGCUUCGGGCGCCACUCGCACCUGAUCGAGCACCUCAAGCGCCACUUCAGAGAGAAAUCCCAAAGAUGCGGCAAUAGAAGAGGUAAGAAUACAAAACUGAAUGUUAAGAAGAAAAUUUCAGAGUUUUCAGAAGCGGACAUGGAACCCACAGGUAGACUCCAAAGAAAUGUGUCUCCAGUUCAAGAUUUUGGAGAAGGCCACGAGCACCAGGGCAAGUUGGAGAGAAAGCAGGGAAUGCCCAUCAAGGAGAUACUAGGACAGCCCUCUUCAAAGAGGAUGAAUUUCAGCGAAGUCACCUAUGCCCACAAAAAGCCCUCCACUGGAGAGAGACCCCAUAAAUGUAAUGAAUGCGGGAAGAGCUUUAUUCAGAGCGCACAUCUUAUCCAGCAUCAGCGAAUACACACCGGGGAGAAACCAUUUAGGUGCGACGAGUGUGGGAAAAGCUACAAUCAGCGUGUGCACCUGACUCAGCAUCAGCGGGUCCACACUGGGGAGAAGCCCUACACCUGCCCCUUGUGUGGGAAAGCCUUUAGAGUGAGGUCCCACCUGGUUCAGCAUCAGAGUGUGCACAGCGGGGAGAGGCCCUUUAAGUGUAACGAGUGUGGGAAAGGCUUUGGGAGACGUUCACACCUUGCUGGGCAUCUGAGGCUCCACUCGAGAGAGAAGCCCCACCAGUGUCAUGAAUGCGGAGAAGUCUUUUUUCAGUACGUUAGCCUCAUUGAACACCAGGUGCUCCACAUGGGCCAGAGAAAUGAACAGAAUGGUGUUUGCGAGGAAGCAUACAGCUGGAACUUAACGGUGAUCGAAGAUAAGAAGCUUGAGUUGCAAGAGCAGCCUUAUAAGUGCGACGUGUGUGGCAAAGCCUUUCAUUAUAGUUCAGACCUCAUUCAGCAUUACAGAACUCAUACUGCAGAGAAAACCUAUACAUGUGAUCUGUGUGGAGAAAGCAUCGGCCAGUGUCCCCACAUCAAACAACAUCCUAAAAGCUAUUCCAGCCUGAAAGCCCAUCAGUGUAAUGAAUGUGGCAGAGGCUUCACUCUGCAGUCACAUCUCAAUCAACAUCAGAGGAUCCACACUGGUGAGAAACCCUUUCAGUGUAAAGAAUGCGGCAUGAGUUUCAGUUGGAGUUGUAGCCUCUUUAAACAUCUGAGAAGUCACGAGAGGACAGAUCCCAUAAAGACCUGAAGUGUCUAGAGGUUCCUAUCGUAGAACAGCUCUUACACAAUUUUAGAGACGCCUUCCUGAAGAGUAACCCUAUUCCUAUAACGAAUGUAGUCACAACCUCAAGCAUCUUCUUCAGCAUAGCCAUCAAACCUACAGAUAUGCUGAGAUCCUUCAGUUAGAACUUAGGACACUGGAACAUCCACAGCAAGUACACAUCUGCUUUCCCAGUGGGAAAUGCUUUCGCUUACGUGUUCAUGUGCGAGAGUCUAGAUGGAAGAGAACGAUAUGGUGGGUGGGGGGAGGCCCUCAGAAGGCACUCAUUCUUCACGUGAAUCUCAGAACAUUGACACUGGGAGAAGCCUCAUGAACUCAGUAGAAAUAAGCUUCAUUUGUAGUUUCUGCCUUGUUUGACAGCUAAUCUGUUCAGGGAAGAGCACAGUGAAAGAGAGAAAUUUCAGCAUGAUCUUGGUGUUGGUAUCUCAGCAACGAAAUUUAGCGGUAAUGCCAGCCACUGGAAUGCUCCAGGUGUCAUUCCCAUGUUGAGUAUUUUAAAACCUUUGAAAAGAAAUUGAUUUUUAAAGUAUUUAUAUCUGGGCAAAAACGAGGUUCAGAGGCUAGAUGGUAUGUGUUCUUACUGCCUUAUUCAGUCAACAGCUUCUCCAUGAAACACACUCUACCUUUUUGUUUUGUCUUUGAUUCUCCUGGCACCACGAUUAGCUAGUAGAAAAGAAGUUAUGUUUGUAAAUUCAGGAGAAGCUGUGUUGAUCUGUCUCGUCUUAGGGAGAGGGGAGUGGGACCUUUGGGUAAUAGAGCUGAUAGGCCAGGCUGUGGACUGUUUUUUGUUGUUACCACACAAAUGAGGGUGGCUUUAUCCACAGAAGGAGUUGGGCCAAAUUGAAUUGAGAAUUGAGUUGUGGCCCAAGCAGUAUGUGCGCUAACUCCCAGUUGCCCUGAAAUGGAUCUCCCCCAUAGGACAGUGGAUAAAGAAUGAGUUUCAACUUGGGUUGCUACUGGAUUUGAAAGGAAACAUUCAUAGAAGCAGGGAGGUCCUGGUCUGGUGCGCCCUGCCUUUCAGGUCUCAGAAGGAGUGGUGGGGAAAGAUGAUGACAUGGAGGAGGGUUAACCGGAACCUGUUUGCUAGAGAGAUGUUGAAAGGCUUUUGGGCACUGCUGAAGUCCUGCUUCUGCUGAUGGCCUGAAUUACAAUAAACACCUAAUGAAUACCUGUUCA